AUCGACUUCUUGCGGGGGGAGCCCAGUUCUCUCACCAUGGGCGACUUCUUGGAUGAUGGAUCCCUCAACCAGCUGCCGUCUAAAAUGGUCAAGGCACUGAUGGGCGUCGGCCAGUUCGAGUCCAUGCGCUGGGCGCGGACCCAAGAGGCCGACGUCCAGCGCAAGUCGAUCUGCGGCCUUGACGAGUACUUAGCCGCAGAGGGCAAGCGGCUGCACGGGCCGUGGAAGACGGGAGGUCUCACGGAGCCGCCAAACAUUGAAGAGUUGUUGCGGAAGGAACAGACCUUCGUGGACAACGCCUUCAAAGCCAGGGCAAAGGCGACGGCCGCCCCUCCGCGCGCCCAGAUCGCGGCGAAGCGGGAAGUGGGGCCUCCCGAGACAAGGGGGUUCAGGACGUUGGCUUCCUUCUCGGGGACGCUCGAUAUCGACAGCUCACCUUCCCCCGCGAAGCGGCAGGCUGUGGCGGCGUCUUCGUCGUCUGCUCCCGCCGCCCCAGCCCGCGGCGAGCUUGAGGCCUACCUCUCGCAGACGUCGGGCGCAGAUGGCGUUGGCCCUGACCUGGGUGAGGAGGCGGACGCAGCGGACUUCCUCGGGGCGGGCGUGCGCAGGGCGGGCAAGGGGGCGCCGCGCAAGAGGCCCGCCGCCGCGCCCACCAUGCGGAAGCCGUCCGCAGCCCCCAUGCAGAGGCCGUCCGCGGCCCCCAAGAAGAAGGCGUCCAGCGUGCCCUACUUGCCGCCGGCGGUGCCGGAGGGUGGUCGCUUGGUGUCGACCUCGCACAAGAGCAAACUUUUCUCCGUGGAGAUGCCCUCGUUUGCCGAAGCGGCGGUGAUGAGCGACGCGCACGUGGGCCGUGCUUUGCGCGAGGCUGGGUGCAUCCCGCCCAAGACCGACCGCGCGUGCUGGAGAUGCGGAAACGACAUGGUUGAGCAGGAGAACUGCGACUUCAGAUGCUGGGUCAAAUCGUGCCGUUGCACCAUGAGCGCGUGGGCAUUUACACCGCUGCUGAACACGAGCCCGACGACUGCGGACUACUACAGCUGCAUCUGGGCGACUGGUUGCGGGCUCGACCAGGCGCAGACUCACCGCGUGACUGGCGCGUCCAGGAAGAAGGUCGAGCUGCUCAUGCCGCGCAUCGCGGAGGCCGCUGCGUGGAAGUCUAUGCAAGCUGCCGACAACUUCGAGCAUUCCACUGGCGAGGUGGAGAUGGGCGCGUUCGCUUGCUCGGUCCGCCGCGCUGGCAGCGCCACCCAGAACGUGCACGUGGGCCGCGGGAUCAUGGUUGUGGAUUGCGCGACUGGCACGCGCGUGGUCUUCCCUGCGAAGGGCGCGGCCGUGCAGGAGGGCGCGCCGCCUCCGCCCGUGGGCGCCGAGGACGUCGCCCCUGCCAUGGCAAAGAUUGAUCGGGACGCUAAGCAGUUCGCCAAGACCGAGAAGAUCGGGAUCAAGAGCUCGGGGGCGGCCCUGACCAAGAUGGCCGCCAAGCGCCAUGCGCAGAUGAGGAAGAACGGGAGGAACUCCACGGCCGCCAUGUGCGCCAAGGGCCCCAUGAAGAGCAAGAAGGGCCCCAUGAAGACAGCGAAGAGCUCCGAGGCCGGCAAGCGCACCAAGGGCCCCAUGAAGAGCGCCAAGAGCACGAGGGGCUCCAAUACGUCCUACCUCCUGACGCGGUCCUCGACCAACAUGGCAGAGGCCAAUAUCGGCGUCGCGAAGGGCAGCUUGCACAGGCGCAGCUACCUGGGGAAGCGCAACGAGAGCAUGCGCACGCAGUCCCAGCUCUUCUACGAGAACACGCCUGGCUUGACCCCGAUCCUGAAUGCCAUGGGGGAGUUCACGAAGUUUUUCCUCGAUUCAUGCGACCCGUGGCAACUGCUCGGGAAAGGGAACUGGCAGGUGAUCCACAAGCAGCACUGGCGUGGCGUGUCCGCGUGCGAGGGCCCGAAGACGGCGACCGAGGGUUGGUUCUGCCGCCCUCUGCCUGCCCCCAAGGCGACAGCCGUUCUCCCCGAGGGCGAAUUGGAGCCAUUCCUUGCACUCACCAACGACGUCGGGGAGAACGAGAACCCUCUCGUUCACUACAUCGAUUUCAUCACUGGUUACGCAGGCCCGAUCCCCCCCGAACUGGACGAGGAAUACAAGGCGGCGUGGAAGGACAACGACUACCACCAGCUCCCACCGCCGUUCGGCUUCAAGUCGGCGCCGCCCAGCCACGCGGCCACGCAGAUGUGCAUCUUCGGCGGCCCCAACGGCACGAAUAACACCAUCAAGCAUUGCAUCCUGCCCAACAAGGCGAAGGCUGUCACAUUCGCCAGCAUGGCGUUCGGGGGCGCGAAGAAGCUCGUUCCA
Molecule: messenger RNA, 2343 nt
Organism: Prorocentrum cordatum
Lineage: Eukaryota; Dinophyceae; Prorocentrales; Prorocentraceae
Source: the annotation of a GenBank genome assembly